Vitrella brassicaformis is the source of this 737-nucleotide messenger RNA. Lineage: Eukaryota; Vitrellaceae. The record is from the annotation of a GenBank genome assembly.
CUACAGCAGCACGGCAAAGCCACCACCGUGCACGGUGGCUCUGACACAGCACAAUGCAACAUCUGUGGUGGGGGGGAUGCGUGUGUGCGUGUGUGCGUGCCUGCCUGCCUACCGAUAGAGCGAUUCGAGGCUUGCUCUGCGGUUGCCGACGAGGAAAUUCAGCGCCUCGCGCUCCCACAGUCGCAACGAGCUGCCGACAGGAAGCGGCAGCGGCACAUGUGGCUGCACCCAUUACAUAACCCACCCACACACACGGAAUGAAUAUCAGGCUUCCUGUCGACGUGUGCGAACAAGUGCUACCAGGGGAUUGAGGAGUUCCUACACCGAUCUGUUGAAGAGAGGCCCCACGCUACGCUCCACACUGCACACGACAGCACAACUCGAUCGGCUCGUGCCUAUCGAGAUCACUCACAUGGCGAUUCUGACGCGCAGCUGCUCUCGAAGUGGCCGAUGACAGAGAAGAACCACACUGCGGUGCGGUAGACGUUGCUGGUGGUGGUGUGGGCGGGCGGCUGCAGCCUUUCACUCGUGUAAGCGCCGAAGACAUAUCGGUCCUUGCGGAUCAGCACGAUGAGAUUGAUCAUGUUGCCGACCAACCUGAGCAGAUCUCUGUACGCUGAACCGUGCACUGAUGCACUGCACGGAAGAGAGACAUACACAGGGCAUCUUUGUCACUCAGGCGAAGCUCUUUAUGCCUUUCACCUUAUGCAGAGGCGAAGAGAAUAAGAAACCCACAU